This is a messenger RNA of Brassicogethes aeneus, 1339 nucleotides long. NCBI's taxonomy places the organism in Eukaryota, Metazoa, Arthropoda, Insecta, Coleoptera, Nitidulidae. The record is from the annotation of a GenBank genome assembly.
CGUAACCAAGAAAUUCUUGACAAAGUUUAACAUUAUUCCCGAGCACGAUGUUUUCUAGCACCUCUACUAUUUUAAAAGAGUCUCUUUUCUAUUUUUAAACAUGCUUGUAACUCGUAGAUUACCAGGCCUUCUUUACAACUACAGAUACACGGUGUACUCUUCAUUACUGCUUCUUUGCACCUUUGUUUAUUUUCUGUUCAAGUGGAAUGUGCUGUGUACGAACCUGCAAGCCUGGCAACAUGUUAAAAAAAUGUGUCAACUCUACGAGGACGGAUUCGCAAUUGGUUCCCUAUGUGCACCUCUCUGCGUUACAAAAGAUAUCCACUCCUUAACCUGUCACUCGUUUCAAGCCACCAAAGAGGCAGUUUUCAGCGCAGAAUGGCACAAUAUACGUCUAGUUUUUAAAUCUGUACCCAAAGAUUUUCAGUCCAUCCAUUGGUUUGACAAUGGCGUAGUCAAAUAUCCAACCGAAAAAGAGUUCCUAUCAACAAUCCGCACAAUAGUGAAAAACAAAUUAAAUCUGACUCUGUCCUACGAAACAGCAGUAAGGUUAUCAAGAUUAAAACCAUCUUAUGAAGAAAAGGAUCGUUUAAAGCGCCAAAAAGAAAUUGAUAAUUUAUGGUUUUUACUCCAAGAUAACGAGUACCUACUUUCAGCCUUAUUUACGGAUAAGGAUGUGUUUCCACAACUCCUUGGGACCUGUGGUCCAUACUACGUUGUUGAAUAUUUGAAUAAAGUGCCUGACAUAUCAUCAUUGUUGACUUUAAGUGAUAAUCGUGAGGAUUGGGGGAGAAGACUUAAAAUUUCUAUUCAAAUCCUGGAUCUACUAGAUGAGCUUGAAACUGGUUUUAGAGAACCAUUUCAUCUAUGUGAUAUUAAGCUAGAACAUUUUGGGUUGGUUAAAGGAGGAAAUAAGUUAAAAUUUAUUGAUUUAGAUGGUGUCCUGCCGAAGUCUGUUAUAAAUAAUUUUAUUAAAGAGAUUGAAUCGUGUGAAAAAGACGAUGACUGUGAUUUUUAUGAUUGUAGGUCGAAGUGUAAUAAAAAAACGAAAAAAUGUUCAAAUUAUGUGGCGAACAAUAACUUGCAAAUUGUAUGCGAGAAAAUCUUUUUGGGUUGGAGGAUGUCCAAAUCAGUCAUAGUUCCCGGUUUGCUAAUGUCUCAGCACACCCCAUCUGAAUUAGCAUACAUUUUAAGACAGUGCGCAAAUCCUGAAAAUGAUCAAAGCAAGGCCCGCACGUCUCCAAAAGAUGAAGUCAAAAAGAGAUUAUACAAUGUUCUUUCUGAAAUUGAGCAAACAGUUAAUAAUGAUUUCUUUCUUUAGCGAUUAGGUAUUUACAAA